Messenger RNA from Chaetura pelagica (chimney swift), 1674 nucleotides. It is a transcript of the gene ENGASE, whose product is annotated as endo-beta-N-acetylglucosaminidase. Bases 1 to 1674 code for a protein of 557 amino acids. Gene Ontology annotation, molecular function: mannosyl-glycoprotein endo-beta-N-acetylglucosaminidase activity. The transcript has 11 exons. NCBI's taxonomy places the organism in Eukaryota, Metazoa, Chordata, Aves, Apodiformes, Apodidae. Gene Ontology annotation, biological process: protein deglycosylation. Gene Ontology annotation, cellular component: cytoplasm. The record is from RefSeq and is a predicted model, not a curated record.
AUGCUCCCCACUGACCCCGUGCCCCGUAUCCCACCUGCCCCAGCGAGGUACUUUGACACAAAGACAACGGAACCCAUCAGCUUCUUCUUGUCCGGCCUGGAGGAGCUGCUGGCCUGGCAGCCCGACAGCAACGAUGAGUUCAACAUCUCCACUGUGCCGCUGGCCAAGCGCCAGCCCCCGCUGCACAGCAAGAGGCCCCGGACCCUGGUGUGCCAUGACAUGCGUGGCGGGUACCUGGAGGACAGGUUCAUCCAGGGCACAACCACACGCAACCCCUAUGUCUUCUACCACUGGCGGUACAUCGACAUCUUCGUCUACUUCAGCCACCACACUGUCACCAUCCCGCCUGUGUGCUGGACCAACGCGGCGCACAGGAACGGUGUCGCUGUGCUGGGCACAUUCAUCACGGAGUGGACAGAUGGAGAGAAGCUGUGCGAGGCAUUCCGGGCUGGUGGGGAGGAGGCAUACGGCGCUGUGAGCCGGCAGCUGGCCCGCAUCGCCCAGCACUACCGCUUUGAUGGCUGGCUGAUCAACAUAGAGAACACGCUGAGUGCAGCAGCAGUGCGGAACCUGCCCCCCUUCCUGCAGCACCUGACAGCGCAGGUGCACAGCGCUGUGCCAGGGGGGCUGGUGAUCUGGUAUGACAGUGUUCUGGAGAAUGGCAUGCUGAAAUGGCAGAAUGAGCUGAAUGAGCAGAAUAGAGUGUUCUUUGACGCUUGCGAUGGGCUGUUCACCAACUACAACUGGAAGGAGGAGCACCUGGAGCGCACGCGCGAGCUGGCGGGGCCUCGCCGCACCGACGUCUACGUUGGCAUUGACCUCUUUGCCCGUGGGGAUGUGAUCGGUGGUGGCUUCAACACUGACAAGUCCCUGCUCCUGAUCCGCCAGCACGGGCUCUCAGCAGCCAUCUUCGCUCCUGGCUGGGUCUACGAGCAUCUGGGGGAGGAAAACUUCCUGCACAACGAGAACAAGUUCUGGGGAUCGCUGGCUGAGUACCUGCCCACACACAGCAUCUGCACCCUGCCCCUCGCCACCUCCUUCAGCCUGGGCAUGGGCACCAGCAGGUUCCUGGAUGGGAAGGAGGAAGAGGCUGGGCCCUGGUACAACCUGAGUGCACAGGAGAUCCAGCCCUUCUACCCGGAGCAUGAGGGCAGACUGACCACCAGCUGCUGCCUGCAGGAUGCCUGGUGUGGGGGAAGCUCCCUGAAGGUGCAGGGGACCAUCCCCCCUGGCGAGGAGUAUGUGACCAUCCGCCUUUUCUCUUUGCAGAUGCUGGCGCCCCCCAAGCUCUACCUGACCCUGCUCUACAAGCUGGAGGGGCCGCACCCUGAUGAGCUCACAGUUGCACUUGAGCUCACCACAUGGGACUCGGGCACCUGCAACGAGAGCAACAUCACGUCCCUACCUGGUGAGGAACCUGUCACGCUCCAUGCCCUCUGCAGUGAGCACCCACUGCGGGGCACAGGACCCCCUGACCCCACUCCCUCCACAGAGCCCAAUGGCCGGUGCUAUGAACUGGACCUGCAGGACUGCAGCCUGCGAGACCUCUCCCUGCUUGUGUCCCGCCACCAGCCCAGCCCACAGGAGACAACCUUCACCUGCCUCCUCGGCGAGGUCCGGGUAAGUGUGUGCCGCUGGGAGCAGCUCCGGGCUGCCGCGUGCCGGGAAGGAUAG